AUGCAUCUUGGCCACGCUGCGAGCCUGCUCACUGCUUUGGCAGUCUCUGUCCAUGCCUUCCCGACAGAGUCGCAUAUCAAAGCGCGCGGUCUCUUGGGUUCUUCCUUUGGCGUGCCCGGGAACAAUGCCACCUUCGACUACAUCAUCGUGGGUGGUGGUACUGCGGGCCUGACUUUGGCCACCCGUUUGGUAGAGCAGCAGAAGGGCUCCGUGGCCGUCAUUGAGGCCGGUGGCUUCUACGAGAUCGACAAUGGCAAUAUCAGCCAAGUCCCUGCCUUCGACGGAACGUACACCGGCCGGUCCAAGACGGACUGGCAGCCGUUGAUCGACUGGGGAUACGUCACCACCCCUCAAGCUGGCUCCUACAACGACGAGCUGCACUAUGCCCGCGGGAAAUGCCUCGGGGGCAGUUCCGCGCGCAACUACAUGGUCUACCAGCGCGGCACCACAGCUUCCUACAAGCGAUGGGCCGAUGCCGUGGGAGACCAGAGCUACACCUUUGAGAAGUUCCUGCCUUUCUUCGAGAAGAGCAUCAGGUUCACCCCGCCCAACAUGGAACUGCGCUUCAAGAACGGGUCCGCCGAGUACGACCCGCACGUCAUGGGCAACGGCUCCGGUCCGCUGUCGGUGACCUUCUCUCACUAUGUGCAAGCCUUUGGCACCUGGGCGACCAAGGGACUACAGGCCAUUGGCAUCCCAAUCGUGCCGGGCUUCCAGAGCGGCUCGCUCUUGGGUCAGUCCUACAGCAUGUUCACCAUCAACGCCACCACCAUGGUGCGCGACUCAUCCGAGACCUCCUUUUUGCGCAAAGGCCUCGAAUACUCCAACUACAUGGUGUAUCAGACCACCAUGGCCAAUAAGGUCAUCUUUGACAAGAACAAGCGUGCCACCGGCGUGAUCGUGGACACUGAGGGUCUCACCUACCAGCUCAACGCUCGUAAGGAGAUCAUCCUGUCAGCCGGUGCCUUUGGCUCGCCCCAACUACUCCUAGUCUCGGGUGUCGGCCCUGCAUCCACUCUGAAGUCCCUGGGCAUCCCUGUCAUUGCGGACCGGCCCGGCGUGGGCCAAAACAUGCAGGACCACAUCUACUUCGGUCCGUCGUACCGUGUCAACGCGCCCACCCUGUCGGCGCUGGGAUAUCCCGACUUCGCCGCCGCUGCCGCGAAGGAAUUCAACGAGAACGCUUCCGGCAUGUACACCAACCCAACCACCGACGUGAUCGCCUGGGAGAAGGUCCCCAAGCAUCUGCGCUCGCGCUUCUCGAAGUCCACCUUGGCCUCCCUGGCCACCUAUCCCGCUGACUGGCCCGAGCUGGAGUACCUCUCACUGAGCGCCUACCUGGGAUAUCAGGCCAACCUAGCCACGGGCGACCCGCACGACGGAUACAACUACGCCACACUGUCCGUGGCCCUCUGCACUCCCCUGUCGCGAGGCAACCUGACCAUCUCGUCCGCCGACGUGCACGACGACCCGAUCAUCAACCCCAACUGGCUGACCCACCAGUCCGAUAUUGACGUAUCGAUCGCAGGCUUCAAGCGGGUACGCGAAUUCUGGAACUCCAAGGCCAUGAAGCCGUUCGUGAUCGGCGAGGAGGCGUUCCCGGGUCCUCACGUUCAGACCGACGCCGAGAUCGAGAAGAUCAUCCGCAAGAGCUUCAACACGAUCUACCAUGCCGCGUGCACCUGCGCCAUGGGCAAGAAGGAUAACCCCAUGGCGGUGGUUGAUACCAAGGCCCGGGUGAUUGGGGUCAAGGGACUGAGAGUCGUUGAUGCGGCGGCGUUCCCGUUGCUGCCGCCGGGUCAUCCCCAGGCUACUGUUUAUGCGCUGGCCGAGAAGAUUGCGUGCACUAUCACCGGUGCUUGUUGA
Aspergillus affinis is the source of this 1866-nucleotide messenger RNA. RefSeq names its product GMC family oxidoreductase. The record is from RefSeq and is a predicted model, not a curated record. Gene Ontology annotation, molecular function: oxidoreductase activity, acting on CH-OH group of donors; flavin adenine dinucleotide binding. Gene Ontology annotation, biological process: secondary metabolite biosynthetic process. NCBI's taxonomy places the organism in Eukaryota, Fungi, Ascomycota, Eurotiomycetes, Eurotiales, Aspergillaceae. Bases 1 to 1866 code for a protein of 621 amino acids. The transcript is spliced from 3 exons.